ACCAACACCACAGAUUUGAAUAAAAACACCGCCGAAUAACCUCCAAAGCAUAUAAGAUUUCUAAACAUUUUCUAAAUAAUAAUUUAAAUUAUAAUAAUGCCACCGAAAAAGGGCGCAGCAAAGCCAGCAGCGAAAGGCGGCAAAAACGAGGAUGGCGACAAAGGUGGCAAAGAGAAAAAAGGCGGUAACUCAGUAAAAGUACGGCAUAUCUUGUGUGAGAAGCAGAGCAAAUGUUUGGAAGCACUUGAAAAACUCAAAGCUGGCCAGAAGUUCAAUGAAGUUGCUGCCACAUAUAGUGAAGACAAAGCUAGAUCAGGUGGUGAUCUGGGUUGGAUGAUCAGGGGCUCUAUGGUCGGGCCAUUUCAAGAUGCUGCUUUUGCGCUGCCAAUUUCUUCAUUAGGAAAUCCUGUUUAUACUGACCCACCUGUUAAAACUAAGUUUGGAUAUCACAUUAUUAUGGUUGAAGGGAAGAAGUGAACAACUAUAGGCAACCACUCAUACACCAAUUGUCGACAUUUGGAAAUUUUUUUUCAGAGAUAUUUUUAUUAAAAGACUAUUUUUGGUCUUUUUUAAUAAAACAUGCAAAUAUCCUCAAUAGCUUACUGAUAAAUUCAA
Messenger RNA from Dalotia coriaria, 615 nucleotides. RefSeq names its product peptidyl-prolyl cis-trans isomerase NIMA-interacting 4. Gene Ontology annotation, cellular component: nucleus. Gene Ontology annotation, molecular function: DNA binding; peptidyl-prolyl cis-trans isomerase activity. Gene Ontology annotation, biological process: rRNA processing. The record is from RefSeq and is a predicted model, not a curated record. The transcript is spliced from 2 exons. The coding region runs from base 97 to 477 and encodes 126 amino acids. NCBI's taxonomy places the organism in Eukaryota, Metazoa, Arthropoda, Insecta, Coleoptera, Staphylinidae.